AAUAGCUGUCAUCAUUGCCAACGUUUGAAGAUUUCUCAGCAAGAUUAUGAGGACUAUCGUGCUCGCUAUGACGCUUUGACUGGUGAUUCUGUGAGAGUAGUCCAGUAUGCUCCUUACUACCAUCGUCAUCGUAGUCAUCAGGCUCCGUGGUAGAAGGAGGAGAUGAGCGGCCGAAAAAAUUGCUAAGAUUUUUGUUCAUCCCUUGUUGCACUGAUGAUGUUCUUGGGCUAAACUAAUUCUAAGCUUUGAAUGAAACAUCAUACAAUGCUGGAAUGCAAGCUUACGAUCACAUGAUAUUUAACUACAAAAAACCAUGCCUGCUUGUUUGCUGUUUGCUUGUUUAACCAAUGUCAUCUGCCUACGGUACCAUCGCCCGCCCUGUCUCUGGGCUCAGCCUCUCGUCUGUCUUACCUCGCCAUGCGACAUGCCGAAGCAAUGAAGCCCAAGGAAAUGGAAAGAAUGCAACCUUGUUCCGCAUUGCUUCUCAAAAGGAAACACUUGACAAUGAGUCACAGAUCUAUUCUUUAUCAGGUGCUACGCAUCAUACCUUAGUAGAGACUAUGCAUCAAGUAUUCAACGGAGAAGUUGAGCGUGGUGAUACUUAUCCUCAGGAGUUUGCCUUGGAUGAAACCCAUUUUGAAAACUACUUCUUCUCUGGAGAUUCAUUUGUAUUAGUCAAGGGCAAUUAUAAGCAAGCGUCCGAUGUUCCAUUGAGAAGUACCGAGGAUUGGGAGGAGGAACUUUUAGGCUUCUUUUACAUUAAGCCUAAUUACCCUGGCCGUUGUUCCCACAUUUGUAACGGAGGCUUCGUAGUCAACCCUAUCCAUCGCGGUCUUGGUAUCGGGCAGAUCCUUGGCAAGGCAUUCUUGAAAAUCGUCCCUGUCAUCGGCUACAAGGCCUCCAUGUUCAAUCUGGUCUUUGUCUCGAAUAUAGCCUCUAUCAGAUUGUGGCGCCGUCUCGGCUUCAAGGAAACUGGUCGGGUUCCAAAGGCGGGUCGCCUCCGUGGUCAAGGCCAAGAUAUGUCUCUUUCUAAUAGUGGAACCAGUAGUAACAAAGACAAUGAGGGUUAUGUGGAUGCGAUCCAAUUCUAUUGGGAUUUUGAAACCAUGGUAGUUCCUCCAGAAUACGACACAUAAAAAUUAACUCCCUUCCCAUCUCUGGAUUUUUUAUAUGACAUGUUUAACUUUCUGUAUUCAUGCAAAAAUAAAAG
Molecule: messenger RNA, 1210 nt
Organism: Lobosporangium transversale
Lineage: Eukaryota; Fungi; Mortierellomycota; Mortierellomycetes; Mortierellales; Mortierellaceae
Exons: 3
Coding region: 348-1136 (262 amino acids)
Molecular function (GO): acyltransferase activity, transferring groups other than amino-acyl groups
Source: RefSeq, a predicted model, not a curated record